CCAUAGGGUCCCAAAGGAUGGCACUGCUUUCCUCCUAAUUAAACAAAUUAGAAAGUAACUGAAUAAAAAAUUAUGGGAAGUAAAGGAGAGGAACUAUAAAAGAACAAUUUUGAGAAAUAGAAGGCAGUUUGCUUCUGAGCUCAGUUCCAGUCCCUGGAGGGCAGCGGGCAUCAGCUGAGCAUCAGGAAGAAAACCCAGGCAGACAGGACAUGUGGCGGCUCCUGGUUCUGUUCCUUCCCAUCAUCCAAGGCCGCCUGAGUCUCUGCUCUGGAUGACAAGGACCAGACCGAUGUCCAGCGUCAUUAGCACAACCACUGAGACUUACUGAGUGGUGUCACCGGGAGGGAAGACCAGAGAUAAGAAGUUUCCUGUUUCUGGGCUGGAUGGCAAAUCUUUGGAGGGCAGCUGGUUCUUGAUGCUUGGAGAAGACAAGAGCUAGUAAGACAGGACAAUUUCGCUGCCCCAGCUCUGUUGCUUCUCAUCCUCCAGAACCAUGGCUGCUGGGGCAGGAGGCAGACAGUGUCCCUUCUGGGAAGGAGGACAUCAUGGAAAAUAAAAAGACCCCAUUGACUCACCUACUGACUUCAUCCUAUGUGCAGAGGCUCAUCUGCCCUCACAGCAGUGUCCAGUGCAGUGAGUGGCCCACUGCGGGGUUCACUGACUGUGCAGUGUCGCUAUGGACAUGGGUGGGAGACCUACUAUAAGUGGUGGUGUCAAGGAGCCAAGUGGAGUGACUGCCAUAUCCUCGUUCAAACUGACGGAUCAGAGCGGCAAGUGAAGCGUGACCGAGUGUCCAUCAAGGACGAUUGGGAAUCACGCACAUUCACCGUGACCAUGGAGGACCUCAGGUGGAACAGUGCAGACAUUUACUGGUGUGGGAUUGCGAGAGCUGGAACUGAUCUUGGGGUCACAGUUAAAGUGACCAUUGACCCAGUGACCGUGCAGUGUCACUACAGCCCGGCUUGGGAGACCUUCGUGAAGUCAUGGUGUCCGGACAGGGAUUUGAAUAGCUGCCGCAUCCUUGUUCAAACCACCGGACCCGAGCUGAGGAAGAACCAGCUGUCCAUUGAUCAGAAGAAGCGCACAUUCUCCAUGACCAUUUGGGGCGAGUGAAACAAGUUUUGAAAACAAUCCGCUGUUGUUCUGAUGAGUUGCUGCCCAGGCAUUUUAUAGUAGGGCAACCCUGCUCACUCCGGAAAUCUAGAGCUUAGAUAAGGCUCUCUAGAACUCCUCCAUAAGUUCCUGCUUUACUUUUCUUGAGUCACAUUUCGAAAUAACCACUUGGAGUUGAGCCCAGGAAAAAUCAGUGACCUCUGUCCUGACCAUGGUGUAAGUAAGAGGACCUGCCACCCUGCUCUGGGGCUCUUGCUCCCUCAUGGUCUGGGAUGGAGGACCGCCCUUCCUAGGCUCACUGGGCGCCUCUCCCCUACGGCUGUAAGCAAUAAACAUUGUGACUCUC
Molecule: messenger RNA, 1459 nt
Organism: Mustela lutreola (European mink)
Lineage: Eukaryota; Metazoa; Chordata; Mammalia; Carnivora; Mustelidae
Product: CMRF35-like molecule 1
Exons: 4
Coding region: 592-1113 (173 amino acids)
Cellular component (GO): plasma membrane
Molecular function (GO): transmembrane signaling receptor activity
Source: RefSeq, a predicted model, not a curated record